UGAAGGAUGGCAGAUUACACAGUAGCAUGACUCUUCGAGUGAUUUCUAUAAUGAAUCUUUGGGUCGAAAGGGAGAUAUUGGAGAAAAAGCAAUUUAUUUAUUGCCUCAGGAUGUCGUCACACGUUAACUUACCCCGAGGGACGCUAUAUCCUACAAAAGUCAGACUCAAGCUUAUGGGCAUUCAAAAGAGUAGAAAGGAGGAAGAAGAAUCUCAAGACUUGUUACGAUUUGAAACUCAAGAUCUUGAUGACCAAGUCUUGCGCGCCCAUAUAAAAAAUGGAUACAUAUAUUUACAAAUGUCAAAGCAUGGUGUUGCUCCAUUCAGAGUAAGAUGGAAAGGACCUCACCUUGUUGCGCAGCAGCUCAAUUGAUUUUGAAACUUUUGGUUCAUGAAAUAAUGUAUCAAAUUUUACGGUGAAGAUGGAGUAUUGGGGUAAGUUCUCAUCUCCUUGCUUUCCCUGUGAAAUGAAGAUGAGCUGCAGUUAAUAUUUAGUGUUUAAACCAAAUGGAUACUUUGUAUGCUUCAAUAUUCUAAUGCACUAACCAUGGUAUUGCUGGACCAAACCAUGUGAAGUUAUGAACAUUUGUUGCCAUGGGAUGUGUAGGAUUAUAUGCAUGCUCAUGAGUGUGGCUUGCUGCUGGACGUCAAUAUGUGUUAGAAGGCUUAUCAUCUUAAACAAGGGAGUCUAAAGUGAAAAUAGUCAAGUUUUUUGAAGAAGAUUGAACAUAAAACUAGGAGAUGCAUGAAGCUUUUCUCAGUAAUGCAUAUUAACCUUAGGAUAUAUUCUCUUUUUAUAAUUCUUUUCUGGCAUGCAGUGAGAAAUAGAGCAUCAACAUGUGAACUUGUGCAAAUAUAGGGCUCAUGGUAUUAAGAGGAUAUGUUAUUUUCUGAGAUGGGAGAUGGAACCUUUAUUCUUCCUUGUUUUUUAUCCAAAUCAAAUGUAAUUGUCAUUCAAAAUUGGGUUGUUAGAAACAUAAGUAUGGUAUCUAUCAAUUUCAGAGUAGUAUUUGUUAAGUUUCUAGACUAGCAACAUACUUGUGAACUUUCAAGGAUUGUACCUUUUCUAAGUGACAAGCUUCUGCCAUUUAGUGGUUUUUUAUUUAUAUAUAUAUAUAUAUAUUUUUUUUUUUGUUAAUAAAGAUACUUGACUAUAUGGAAUGUUUCUUCAUGGAGAAAAAAGGACUACGAACUAUGGUUUCAUAUAGCUGUGGCUUAUUCCUAGAUGCAUCUAAUUCCGAGUUAGCCAACUCAUCAGCCACUGUAUUUAUCUUCUGAAAAAUGUAUUUAACAAGUUAUUGAGAACUGGUCUUGGUUCUGUUAGUUCUUUUAAAACUCUUGAUGGCUUUCCAAAUUUUCUAGAUCACAAUGGCAGUAUCAAACUUUAUAAAACUGAUGGCUCAUCUGCAAUUACUCCUAUCUUACCACUUUAGAUAAUAUCAAUCCUCAAAGUUCUAUUUAGGCUUGUCAUUCCAUACGAGACUAUGUUAUUGUUGGUUAUGUGGCCUUUCAAGGCCUUAAAGCCAAUAGUCUUACGCUUAGUGCGAGUUAGAGAGAGACUGAAUCUGGAUGCUUGGCGCACUGGGGCCUAGAUUCAUAUACCCCGAGUAUUUGAGGCAUUGAGAGUAUACGUUUUGAGAGUGUGAACUCUCGGGGAGGUGUGAGGGUCACCUCCCAGUCAUGAGUAUAUUGAUUAGAAUGGCUCAUAGUUGAUGUGAUAAGCCACGGCUUUGAGAAUCCAAUCGAGAAUAAUAGAACACGAGUAUUUAAAAGAGUAUUCGCCCUGUAUGGAAUGGUCGGCUCAUAGGACAUGAGCCCAUAUACUGGCACGAGACCUUUCUAUGGCAUGUGCACCCCACAGUCGUUUGGAGAAGCCCCUCUUCUAUAGUAUUAUCCGACUUAGAAGAGCUAGUGCACAUGUGCUUUGAGAGGACCCCUGUAUUUGAAUAAGAACGUGCCCCACAGGGGUGCUCCAGUAAUCCAUUGAACCCCCGGUGAUGGGAAGCUCUGGCUCGGUGAAUUUGAUGUUAGCAAUUAUGUUUCCUUGCCAUAGACUAUGGAGCAUAGGUUCAUUGGGCCGGCUUGAGACACCGGUGGAACGUCAUUUGGGUUAGCCCAAUGGAAGACUCUGACUGGUGUUAUAAGUCAAGAGAUCUCAUUUACCUUUGGCUCAAAUUAAUCUAAAAUUGAUGAG
This is a messenger RNA of Amborella trichopoda, 2192 nucleotides long. NCBI's taxonomy places the organism in Eukaryota, Viridiplantae, Streptophyta, Magnoliopsida, Amborellales, Amborellaceae. The record is from RefSeq and is a predicted model, not a curated record.